Messenger RNA from Chiloscyllium plagiosum (whitespotted bambooshark), 9596 nucleotides. It is a transcript of the gene slc9a7, whose product is annotated as solute carrier family 9 member 7. Gene Ontology annotation, biological process: potassium ion transmembrane transport; regulation of intracellular pH; sodium ion import across plasma membrane. Gene Ontology annotation, cellular component: recycling endosome; plasma membrane. Gene Ontology annotation, molecular function: sodium:proton antiporter activity; potassium:proton antiporter activity. NCBI's taxonomy places the organism in Eukaryota, Metazoa, Chordata, Chondrichthyes, Orectolobiformes, Hemiscylliidae. The record is from RefSeq and is a predicted model, not a curated record.
UGAUUUUUUUGAAAAAAAAGUUACAAAAAGAUUUGUAAUUUGGAGACAUUAAGUCUAGCGCAACCAAAAAAAACUUGUGUAGCACCUUUCAAGUCCUCGAGAUUGACCCGAGCAUACUCCAGUCGGAGGUACAUUGUGAAUGUUGUUGUUGUAGUGAAGGAAACGCGUCAGCCAGUUUGUGCACAGUAAGCUCCCGCAAAUAAUCAUGUGAAAAUGAGCAAUUUUUCUUGCAAUGUUGAUUGAGCGAAAAAUGUUAGCUAAGACACUUAUUUGAAAUAGUGUUAUGGACAGCGUGGUGGUAUUCCUGCUGCAAAAAUAAACAUGAAGAGCUUUAGUGAACAUUAGCAACAGGAAAAGCGUUGUGCCUUUAAGUACGAGGCGGAGUGCGUAUCGGAGAGUCCCGCCCCUUCCCUUCGAUCUACGCAGUAUUGACAAGUGCUCGAAUCACAAGAGGUUAUACAGACACAUACAAACAGGACAAGCUCCGGCGGCGAUGGAGAUUGCAAGCAGCAGUAGCGGCCGCCGCCGAGGAUGGGGGGCUCCGGCCUGUGUCGUGAAGAAACCUGUGUUCGCCCUCAUUUGGUUGCUAAGCGUGUGGGCUCGGCAGUGCCGGGCGGACAGCGCCAUGGAGGAGAUCGCUACGGAGAAAGAGGCGGAAGAAAGCCACCGGCAAGACAGCGCUAAUCUGCUGCUCUUCAUCCUGCUCCUGACACUCACCAUCCUCACCAUCUGGCUCUUCAAACACCGGCGCUUUCGGUUUCUCCACGAGACUGGGUUGGCAAUGAUAUACGGACUCCUGGUGGGAGUGAUCCUCAGGUAUGGUAUCCCGUCCACGAAUGGUCGUGGCAAGGUUCCCAUUGGUUGUGCAUUGGACAACAGGGCAGUGACCACUCUACUGGUAAACGUCAGUGGAAAGUUUUAUGAAUAUUCCCUGAAAGGCGAAAUCAAUUCUGGGGAAAUAAACAACGUGGCACAAGAUGACAUGUUGAGAAAGGUAACCUUUGACCCAGAUGUUUUCUUCAACAUUUUGCUACCUCCAAUCAUAUUCUACGCAGGAUACAGCCUCAAAAAGAGACAUUUCUUCAGGAACCUUGGCUCUAUCCUUGCGUAUGCAUUUAUAGGAACUGCAGUGUCUUGCUUUGUCAUAGGAAACUUUAUGUAUGGAAUUGUGAAGCUGAUGUAUGCAAUAGGACAACUUGAAGAUGGAUUCUACUACACAGAUUGCCUGUUUUUUGGUGCCAUCAUAUCUGCUACUGAUCCAGUGACUGUUCUUGCCAUAUUUAAUGAGCUUCAAGUGGAUGUUGACCUGUACGCUCUGCUGUUUGGAGAAAGUGUGUUGAAUGAUGCUGUGGCCAUUGUGCUGUCAUCGUCAAUUGUUGCUUACCAACCUGCGGGUGAGAAUAGCCACACCUUCGAUGCAGCUGCUUUCUUCAAGUGUGUCGGUGUCUUUCUUGGAAUAUUCAGCGGCUCUUUUGCAAUGGGGGCAGUAACCGGAGUGCUGACUGCUCUGGUCACCAAAUUUACCAAACUGCACUGCUUCCCUCUCCUGGAGACCGCACUAUUUUUCUUGAUGUCGUGGAGCACCUUUCUCCUUGCAGAAGCAUGUGGCUUCACUGGUGUGGUUGCAGUUCUCUUCUGUGGAAUCACGCAAGCUCAUUAUACGUACAACAACUUGUCUGCAGAGUCAAGAGACAGAACAAAGCAGUUGUUUGAAGUUCUGAAUUUCUUGGCUGAAAACUUCAUAUUUUCCUACAUGGGUUUGGCGCUGUUUACAUUUCAGAAUCACAUCUUUAACCCCAUCUUCAUUCUGGGCGCCUUUAUUGCUAUUUUGCUGGGAAGAGCUGCCAACAUUUACCCACUGUCUUUUUUCCUAAACUUGGCCAGAAAGCACAAGAUUGGCUGGAAUUUCCAACACAUGAUGAUGAUUGCAGGUCUGAGAGGAGCCAUGGCCUUUGCCCUUGCCAUCCGAGACACCGCCACAUAUGCCAGACAAAUGAUGUUCACCACCACCCUCCUUAUUGUCUUUUUCACUGUCUGGGUCUUUGGUGGAGGCACCACGCCAACAUUGUCAUGGUUACGUAUUAGAGUUGGUGACCGGGUUCCUUCAGCAGAGGAUCUGGCUGAUGAUCACUGGAGCUACUUCAGAGUCGGAGUUGAUCCAGAUCAGGAUCCAGCUCCCAACACUGACAGUUUCCAAGUGAUGCACGGUGAUGGUGCACACCCUGAAAGGACCAGCAGAACAAAGCAGGAGAGUGCCUGGCUGUUCAGACUGUGGUACAGCUUUGAUCACAAUUAUCUGAAGCCAAUAUUAACGCACAGUGGCCCUCCACUCACUGCCACAUUACCCAAUUGGUGUGGUCCUAUAGCACGAUGCUUGACAAGUCCACUGGCUUACGAAAAUCAAGAACAGCUCAGAGACGAUGAUUCAGAUCUCAUCCUUAAUGAUGGUGACCUAAAUUUGACCUACGGUGGCAGCACUCUAACCGCCAAUGGCUCUUCCAGUUCAGGUACUGCCUCCAACAGUGUGGAUGGCAAGAGAACCAAGAGCAUCUCGGAAGAUGUACUGGAACGUGAUUUGGGAACAGAUGAUCAUGAACUUAUUUCUAGAGGCACCAGAUUAGUUUUUCCCUUGGAUGAUCAUGCAUGACUGCAAUGAUGUGAGCGAGCCACAGAAUAGCCCAAGAAGGAUCAAAGCCUAUUUUGUUCUUGGCAAUGAGACUGAACUGUUUACUUGUGUAAUUUUUUUUUCCUUGCUCUCCCCAAAAAUCUCUUGGCUCAGCUAUUUAAAGUGUGAGAAUGUGAAAACGUGUGGCAUUUCACUAAGCUUUUACUAAAGUAUGAAAUUGCCAUGACCCUUUAGUGUAUUACUAGUACCAUUGCUGUUGUAAUUACCUUUGUCGACUGACUGAUUAGUCUCAACACUGUGAUGCUUCACCUAAAGUCCCAGUUACAGUGCAUGCACAUUCCUGGUGCAAAGUGGCUGCACUGAAAUCGAAUCUGUCGUAUGAUGCUGCCAGUCUCAGAAAUUGCUGCCAUCAGCAUCAUGCACUAGCUGCCAUUAGUGUGCAGCUCAUUUCUACCUUCAACAUUCAAAGCAACACAAUGCAGGCAAUGUCUGUCGAUGCUGUAAUGCCAUUGCAUUUUUGAUAGUGGCAAAAAGAAGGUUAUCUCUUCGCUGCUCUAGGAAUGGCACCUGAAGUUGAUUGGUGAACAGAGCUCCUCGCAAAUAUUUCAAUAUAAAUGCGCUUGGGCCUUCUACUCCUCCCAAUGAUGUGAGCAUUUAAUUUGAAUGACAGUUACACUCAGCACUGUUAAAGUGGCAUCUUGUGUCGUUACAACAUAACUGACAGUGACUGACUAAGUCUUAGCGUAAGAUGAGGAAAGGCUUGUGAUGGGAUGUUUGUGAUGAAGGGGGCUGGGGUAAAGGAAAUAAAAUUUUAGUGAACUUUGAAAUUUAGUUACAGCCUCUGCAUGAUAUAGAGAAGGGACAGUAAGCUUACUCCAUUAAGUGAAGGCACAUUAUUUUCUUACGAGUGGUUUUGCUGUUGCAAAAACGUACCCGUGUGAUCACAUCUUUGUAUAGCUGUUGUAUCCCUUUAUUCAACAUAGUUUCUAUGUCACUUAAAGAUAUUCACUUUUGUCCUGAGCCGCUAUUAGAGAACAAUACUUUUAAAAAGAAAGCUGUAAACCCCAUGGAGAAGUAGGCUGAAGAAAUUAUUUUUGGAUUUUGUCAAUUGAUAGCCGAAUGUUUCUUGACGUUGAUUGGGGCAGAUAGGCAAAUAAUAUCCAUCUCUCCCAAGGGGGUCCAGAGGUCAGAUUCUUUUCUUCUCUUUGUCAAAUCUAACUAGUGCAAAACAGCAUUACAGUAAUGCUUGUUCAUGAUGUUGGUGAAUUGGAACAAGGUAAAUGGUAAGAUGCUUUUAAAAAUCAUUCGUUCCUUGCAUAUUUUUAUGUCUGGGUGGCAGUAACCUACUGUAACAUACGUCCUUGUUUCCUUUCAUAUCAUUUGAAGGAAGUGUGUUCCAUAGCUUUUGUUUUUGCUUUUGGAGAAGGUGAAUCUGUGGAAAAGGCAGUAGGAGUCUGACAUCAGUGGACCACAGGUUUUUAUAGGGGAAUGAGGUAAACCAGUUUGAAAUCUGUCAUUCUCUUUUUGCAAUCAGAGGACAGAAGCCCAGAUAGGUAGAUGUUCAAGCCAUUUUUGCUUCAAAGUUCAACCAUUUAACUUAAAAUACAGUCAUCCCCUAAAAGCAAAAUAUUGCAGAUGCUCGGGAUCUGAAAUGAAAAACUGAAAAUGCUGGAGAAAUUCAGGCCUGGUAGAAUCUGUGGAGAGAGAAACAGUUAAGGUUUUGAGUCCACUCUGAUUCCUCUUCAGAACUCUCCAAACUAUCAAAACUUUAUUUGUAUGAUUCACAUUUUUCACCCCAACAUAAUUUGUCACACUGUCCUCUAUUACAAGUGGCAUUUUUUUUUUUAAGAGCAUUAUCUUGAAUUCCUCAGGCUAGAUAUCCUAAAGUGCUCUUUGUAAAAAAAAAACAAAGAGACCUUUCAAAUUAAAUUUUUAGCUGAAGUCAGUCAGUGAAAGAAUUGCACAUCACCUGAUCACAACAUUAUCAUGUUGGAAUGGCAUUUGAGCGAGGGAUGCAGUUUUACUUGACUGUAGGAAUACAAAACAUUUAGACUGCCAACUUCAUUUAGAGGAGAAAAUGUGGUAAUUGUUUACAGGAGGUAGUUCAAGACCGUUAUAGACUGUUCCUUGAAGCAAAGUCAGCAGCAAGCCUCUCUGUACAAUUCAUUAGUAACAUUAUAGCAACCUGAUUUGACCAUUCCUUAUGUGACAUCAACAGCAUUUAAUUAGACAGUGCAAUGUAUCCAUUUAUACUUAUGUAUCUUGAUUUAGAAUCACGAUAAGCAGUUGGAAGUUGCACUUAAUGAGACAAAAACGACUAUUAUUUGCAGGAAUGUGAGAACCCUUUUCUUAACUUCCAGAAGUUAUCAGGAUUUGUUUUAAUAUUGAACAGUUGCCCAGAACUAAUUGUAACUUGAGUUCACUUUGUUUUGUCAAGGCUAUGUGUUUGCACUGUGUAUUUUGUUUCAUCAAGAUGAGUGUUUAUUAUGCAGAGGGAAUAAUGAGGCAGAAAUCUGCUGAGUCCAGUGAUUGAAUUGACCCUAACUUAAAAAUCUGCUGUGUUGACCUGUAUGGGACAUUCCAGUGACUCAUUCCUAAGGAUUUUGUGCCCAGUUUAAAGAAAGACAUGGUAAUUUGAAAAUGUAAACAGUUUUUGUAAAAGCUUCAAUUUUACCCAAGCAAUGCAUUUCAAGCAGAAGUGUACUAGGAAACUGGACUGCAGGGAGCAGAAAUGAACCUUACACUGGCCACAUUACUGUAAAUGUGUUGCCAAGUCUUUAUUUUUGUCAUUUGGGUAUUUACUUUGUUAAUCCCAGGGACAUUGAAAGUUUUAUUCUGAAAGUCAGUUUCACUGAAGUGAGGUUUCAGAGACUUCUGUAACAUGCUUGAACAUCAUUGAGGUGGAAAUUGAAUAUUGGAGUCACAGAAAGCAAGUGCAAAAAUCGUGUUACCAAAAGUAAUGCCUCACCUUUGGGAUCCUCAAUGACAAUGGCAGUUUAGAAGGUGAAAAAAAAAACUUUUCAAGAGUACUAACACAGAUAUCUUCAGAGCAAAUUUGCUUCAGUUCAGGUAGAGACAGGGGCAGGAGGGAGUGAAAAGAUUUAAAGUGUCAAAUGGAAACUUUGCCAGAAUACCUGGAAAGCUGCAGGGAAUUUCUCUAAAUGUACCAGAUAGCACUGGAAGCAUUUCUUGGGCUUCCUGCCCCAAGUAUGUGAAGAUGGAAAUGAACAAAUGUCAGCUGUUCAAAAAAUGAUUUUUCCAAUUUUGCUUGCCUCUAAUAAUAAGUGAUGGAAAGGGGCAUUUCUCUCUUUCAGAUAAUGUUAUUAUUCUUAAAUGAUGCACAGUAUCUAAGAAGCAUUUGAUGCCUUGAAACUUGACUGGGUCAAUAAUUUUCAGGAAUGCUCAUGUUUCAGCAAGUUUGAAUUUUCUUUUGGCAAUAGUCUCUUAAUGACAGUAUUUGCCAGGAUUUCUAACUUUUGUACAUGCUUUCCCUAGCUGAAUUGUGAUUCUAGACCCUGUUUUCUUUUGAUUUCUAAUUGUUAGAAUUUGAUCUGUAAAUAUGUCAUCCGUACACUGGCAGUCACAAUUUAACUGAUGCUUUGAAAAUAGAACAAAUUGGUACACAAAAGCCAUCUUUAAAAAUGUACAUAUGUACACAACAUCCUUUGGUUUCAUGUUCUACAUUGCUAACAUUGACAGUGCAGCUUACUUUUAUAGUUUCCUUAAUAUAGGAAGAGUUCCGAAGGUGUUUAAUGUGAUCCACAGUGAUCCAAAAAAGGACAAUUAAGAGGAGUGUCUAAAAUUUUGAUCCACGAGGCACAUUUUAGGGAGCAUCUUAAAAAUGGCGAGGAUGUUGAAGAGGUUUAAAUGUUAGAUAGUUAAAAACAUUGGUGUCAGUGAUGGAGUGGAGUUCUUGGAGCUUGAUAGAGCCUGAAGCAGUACAGAGGCAGGAUAGUGAGACCAAAAGGGAAUUUGAACAGAAGGAUGUAGAUGUUAAAAUGGAUCCCUAGUGGAUCAUGAAUCAAUAUGGGUCAGUGAGUACAGGGGUGAGUGGGAUAUGAGUUGGGGUAUGAUGAGUGUUUGUUUGGUUUAUGGAGUAUGGAAAGUUGGUAAGGUGAGAACUGAAAUAGUCAAGCCCAGAGUGACAAGUACAUGGCUGAGGCAUCAGCAGUGGAUAAAUUUGAGGCAAGAGUAGCGACACGUGAUAUUAUGAAGGAUCCUUUCAUGAUGAUGAGAAAAGACGGUCAGAAGCUUGGUUUGGGGUGAUUGAGAUUGCACACUACCUAGUUGAGCCUGAGAUACUGUUAGGGAUAGGGAUGAAAUGAAUAGUGAUGAUUCUCCUUUUAGUUGUUGUGCUUGGACAGGAGCUAGUAGUCAUCUGUCUUCUAUUGGAAUUUGUUCUUCUUGGGACUAUGUUUUUCUUAAGAAACCUUCUCUCAAGUGGCUAGAAUGAAGCCAAUUUACACACAUACCUAUGUUAGUUAAAUGCAGAAUUUCACUUGGCUGCUCAUCCUGCAUCAUUUAAUCAAUAACAAAUAAAUCCACUAAGUAGGUUUUACUGCAUUUUUAAAAAAGAUAAACUGGCUCACUUCCAAAUACACAACAGGUAGAAACUAACUUCUACACGUGCUGCACUUUAUUUCUAUCCUCCAUAUUAGCAGGCCAGUUUUUGGUAAUGUAACAGAUUAUUUCCCAUGCUCCUUCCUCUCUCCACCAUGACAAUGCUUUUUAAUGAAAAUGUGCUUUGCAGUUUAUUUUAUAGUGAAUGAAAAAUAUUUUGUCGUCUUUAUAUGAUCACAAGCAAAUCGCAUGAUGCUUUCUAAUGCAUUCUUAUCUGCCAGACUGUUGUCAACAAUAAAGUGGUUAGGUAGAGAAGGUAUGUUAUCAGCGAUUUCUUGCAAACGUUUAGGGUUUUUGAGGUCACUUUCAAGUUGCUCAUUCAUCAUGAAAUCAGGCUGAUUUAUCUUGUGAAAGGCAGAAGUCUGGCUUUCUUUUAAACAUUUUACAUUUUCAAGAAGUGUUAGAUGCAUGCUCUUACUAUUCCUGUUGCUGAUAUGCUUUGUGGAGCAAUUGAAUGCAAAUGUCAGAAAAAAGCUGAGAUCCUGUGAUAUACCUUCUGUUGUGAUAGCUUUCUGAUGCAACCAUUUUCAUUUGGAAGCAUCUCUUACACUUAAGAUGUGACAAGUGAUCUUUUGGCACAAUAGUAUGAGGUGUGCUCAUGAAGUCUUGAGGGAAAUUGAGGGCAAGAGUUUCCGAUGUCAAAUGAUUAAAAUUCUGUUGAGUUUAAACAAAAUCAGCACUUUAGCAACUGUCCGUCCAUGUGUUUUUCCAGUACAUUUUGCAAGGAAAUGUCCGAGCUGAAGUGAACUUUUACUGUGCGUAAAACUCCUAUUUAAAUUACAAGUAGGUAACUGUUCUCAGUGCGUUCUUUGUGCAUUUUGUGAUUGGCCAUGCAUUGCAAUGAAAGCUAUGCUCUUUGUGUGAAUAAUAAGCCAAUUGCUAACAAAUAGCCCUUGUGUAUGAGACUCGAUGCAGAAAAAGCUUGUCAAGUUCCCAGUAUGUUUUGUUCCUAAGCCCAUGAGUUGAAACCUAUGGGGAGGGGGAAGAGAAAAGAAGAAAUAAUAACAAUCUGCAUUAUUUUCCUCUAGUUUCUACCCAGUGUUUAGUAUCCCACCUUUGCCACCCAUUUUUCUUCUGCUCAAGCCUCUCUCUGCGGCCACCAGGAAGCAAUCUGACCAAAAGGGACACUUUAAAAAUAAUCAAGAAUGUAAACUUGUGUAAAGAGUGUCUCCAAUGUUUUCCAGUCUUCUGUCCUCAAGAAUCUGCGUUGGUUUUUCAAGAUUGUUACUAUUGAAAGUUAAUGAAGAGCUUAAGAAAUUGAAAUGAUUCGUUAUUUUUAUCCUGGCCUAUUUAUUACUGUGAGAAGAGGUGUAUCUAAUCACAAGAAGCAACAACAAUGCACAGUCUUAAUGACUUUUAUGUUAAAUAUUUUUUGUCUCCUGCCCAACCCCACUGCACAUGGAGGGGAAAGAGAGCAGGGGUGAGGAAACUGGAAGCAUUUAUGGUUAUACUGAGCACAUCCGUCCAGAUAUGUUUUUUUUCUUGUCUUCAGUGAAUCUGUCCAAGUCGUUCUGAAGGAAGUCUUUUUCUUAGCCACAUACUCCUGCCAAUGGCAUCCCCAACAUGAGGGUUUGAGGCGGGUAGUAAUCAAUUCAAGCACUCCAAAGCGAAUCCCAUUGCAUCUUCGUAAUUAUUGAAGUGUAGUUCUUGGAUUUUUGAAAAUAAAUCUUAAUAUAUAUUUUUCUGCUAUGCAGAACUUUGCAAGAGAUUUGAAGCUAUAAAUUGUAAAGGUCUUUAGAAAGUCAUCUACACCAGGUGACGCUAUUGUUGACUUUGUGUUUUGCAGUCCUUUGCAUCAGGUUAGAUUGUUUGCCCCUUACAAACCUCUGUAUGUCUAAGGUCUGCUUUAAUUUCACCUGAAAGUAAAGGGGAGAAAAUAUUAUUUAAUACACUGAUAGUGUGUGAAUUAUAAAUUGUAGAGAGGGAGGGAAAAAGUACAUGUCUGCUAUGAAAAUUUGUCUGUCAACAGUACUCAGUAUGGCAAAGGUCAGUCAUGUUGGCAAAUUAUCAUUCACUGUUUAAAUGGUUGCUGUUUGUUGACUUUGGAGCUUGUUCAUAUGCUUGUGCCAUAAAAACAAUGAUUUUUUUUAGUCCAGUAUGAUGUCUUUUGAACAGUUUCAUUACCUAGAUCAUCUGGACCUGAGAUGACACUGAACUAACUAGCAUCCAUUUGUCAAAUGGUAGCUAACUUGACCCUGUGUUUCUAAUGCAAAUGUGAGUUGCGUAGUUUUCCCAAUUAGUGUACCACUGUACAGGUUAAUGUACUAACGUAAUCAUGUUUCAUCAUGCAUGGUACAGAAAGGUUCAAGUAUAUAUGUUGUCAUAAAAAUAAAAAUGAAUAUAAACCAAA